This is a messenger RNA of Ctenocephalides felis (cat flea), 867 nucleotides long. RefSeq lists its product as uncharacterized. The transcript is spliced from 4 exons. NCBI's taxonomy places the organism in Eukaryota, Metazoa, Arthropoda, Insecta, Siphonaptera, Pulicidae. The coding region runs from base 490 to 798 and encodes 102 amino acids. The record is from RefSeq and is a predicted model, not a curated record.
AUUAACAGUUCACCAGAUGAAAAUAUGGCAGAGUUAAACAUGGUAUCACAAAAACUUGAUAAUGCAAAGAAUUAUAAUUACAAGAGAAAAUGUAACUCAGGAAAUUUUUUAUCAAGAAAUAUGGUAGACUCAGAAAGUUCACACAAUUCUAGAUGGAAUCCAAAUAGAUACUCGAUUAAAGAAGUUCAUACCAAAAAAAAUACAAAUUCGUCUGAUUUAAAAAAUAAUUGGAAAGAAAAAAAUAAUCAAUUUAAAAGUCUUGGAAAAUCAUAUAAUGCGAAAAAAAUGAACACUGAAUAUUCUAAUUUGAAUACUGCAAUGAUAACCCAGCGAGAAAGCUUAAAGUUUUCAUUAGAUAAAGGUACCUUGGAAUGUCUUGUGUGCUGUGAAUAUAUUAAACAUCUCACUCUGUUUGGUCUUGCUUAGGCUGUUUUCAUGUUUUACAUUUAAAUUGCAUAAAAAAAUGGGCUCAGACAAGUAAAGCAGGAAAUGAGUGGCGUUGUCCUGCGUGCCAGCAUCCUUAUACUGAAGUUCCAAACUUAUAUUAUUGCUUUUGUUAUAAAGUUAACAAUCCUCGCUAUAAUAAGUAUGACGGUGCUCACACGUGUGGUCAAGUUUGUGCUCGUGUUGGAGCUUACCCCUGCGUCCAUAGUUGUACAUUAUUGUGCCAUCCAGGCCCGUGUCCAUCCUGCCAAGCUCAAGUUUCUCGAAACUGUGCCUGCGGAAAAACUACCCGUGUCGUUCAGUGCAAGCAAACAGGAACUUUCCUCUGUGAUAAACUUUGUGAGAAGCUACUGAAUUGCCAACUACAUCACUGUCAGGAUUUGUGUCAUGAAGAGGAAUGUAAGAAAUGUGAAGAUAUAAUUU